GCAAAAACACAAAAGGGGGCGGGGUGUGACGUCAAUUUUCUGCGUCCAGCGAGGUAUUUCUUUUUCAGUUGAAUUAGACGUUAGGAGCGUCUAAUUAUAAAGAUGCCUCUGCCACCAGCUCUCCUGGCUCGUCUGGCCAAGAGAGGAAUCGUGAAACAGUCAGACCAAGAAGCUGAAGAGGAAAUCAUUGCUGAGGACUAUGAUGACAACAAUGUAGACUAUGAAGCCACAAGGCUUGAAAAUCUACCCAUUAACUGGUACAAAGUGUUUGACCCAAAUUGUGGACUUCCGUACUACUGGAACGUAGAGACAGACAUGGUGUCCUGGCUGUCCCCCAACGACCCCACCGCAGUCAUCACUAAAGCAUCGAAGAAGCAGAGAGUGGAGAUCGCAGACGACAGAGCGGACGGUCACCACGAGAAACCCGACAGAGAGCACGAUCGCGACAAAGAGCGAGAGCGGGACCGUGAUCGGGAUGACGGGAGGGACCUGGGAAGAGAGCGAGAUAGGGAUAGGGAUCGGGACCGAGACCGAGACCGGGACAGACGGAUGAGAAGAGAGGACAGCGGCCCGUACAGCAAAUCCAAGAGAGGGGGAAGCCGCAAGCAGGAAGAGUUGGAUCCUAUGGAUCCCAGUGCCUACUCAGAUGCCCCAAGGGGCUUGUGGUCCACCGGGUUGCCCAAGCGUAACGAGGCUAAGACGGGAGCAGACACGACGGCGGCAGGACCCCUGUUCCAGCAGAGGCCGUACCCCAGUCCCGGAGCCGUGCUUAGAGCCAACGCUGAACACACCAGACGUCUAGAGGAAGAGGAUGAUGAUGAUGACUAAGUAGGAGGAAAGCAUCUACAGAGCCUUUAUAACAACCUGGAGAAUAAUAAACACGAACAGCCUUUAAACAGUACACACAGCUAUCCGGAAAAUGAUUCACGUCAGUCAUAUCUUUCCCUAACAGUUGCCCCCUCUUCAUUUCAUAACAUCGCCAAUCCUGUCAGGAACGGAUAUGGAUCAGUGUCAUGGUGUUGAAAUUUGACACAUCCUAUGGUUUCCUUUGACAAAUUUUAGACACCAUCUCGUCACGUGUUCACGCCUCAGACUCGAACAACUGUCAGAAAUCUAGUCUGCAUUAAAGGCUUUUUUUAAAUGGGUUUUCAUCCUGCCUCUGUAUCCCGGUGCCACAGUUUGAAUGGCAACUCUUCACAUGUCGGUUCAGUGUGUUUUGUAAAUCUCACUAUGUAUUAUACAUUUUGUAGAAAGGCAGAAUUGCAGAGCCUCUUUUAACAGUUGGAUGAUCUUCCAUUUAUUGAUGUUUAAUGGAAAUGUUAAAUUUCUUGGCUUGUUAAAUCAGUUGUUUUUUUUGUUUUGUUUUAAAUAUUAAUAAUAAAAAAAAUAACACUGG
Molecule: messenger RNA, 1396 nt
Organism: Ictalurus punctatus (channel catfish)
Lineage: Eukaryota; Metazoa; Chordata; Actinopteri; Siluriformes; Ictaluridae
Gene: pqbp1
Product: polyglutamine binding protein 1
Exons: 7
Coding region: 103-828 (241 amino acids)
Biological process (GO): alternative mRNA splicing, via spliceosome
Cellular component (GO): cytoplasm; nuclear body
Molecular function (GO): ribonucleoprotein complex binding; protein binding
Source: RefSeq, a predicted model, not a curated record